Molecule: messenger RNA, 3111 nt
Organism: Diatraea saccharalis (sugarcane borer)
Lineage: Eukaryota; Metazoa; Arthropoda; Insecta; Lepidoptera; Crambidae
Source: the annotation of a GenBank genome assembly
AUGGAGGGGGAGUGCUCGGAGGGCGCUGAGGGCUGGCUGUUGGUGCGGGUGCACGUGCCCGAGCUCAACGUGCAGAAGAGCCUGCAGUUCCCGAGGGAUCAACUAGUGUGGGACGUAAAACAGCAGUGCCUGGCCGCACUACCGAAGGAGCUGAAGGAGAGCUUCAACUAUGGUCUGUUCUGUCCCCCGGUCAACGGCAAAGCGGGCAAGUUUCUCGACGAGGAGAGACGCCUCGGCGACUACCCCUUCAACGGACCAGUUGGAUAUCUAGAGUUGAAGUACAAGCGACGAGUGUACAAGAUGCUUAAAUUGGACGAGAAAACUCUAAAGGCUUUACACUCGAGAGCUAAUCUGCGCCGUUUCCUCGAGCAUGUGACGCACGCGCAACUCGACAAAGUCACCAAAGCGUGUGCUAAAGGACUCGACCCCAACUUCCAUUGUCAAGAGACCGGUGAAACCCCAUUGACAAUAGCGGCUGGCCUAAAGUCCCCCGGAAAAGUUCUUAUAGCGCUAGUCAACGGAGGUGCCUUGUUGGACUACAGAACCAAAGAUGGCAGUACAGCUAUGCACAGAGCGGUCGAGAAAAACUCACUUGAAGCUGUCAAAACACUUUUGGAACUUGGUGCUUCGCCUAACUAUAAAGAUGGGAAGGGAUUAACUCCCCUUUACCUGUCUGUUACGAAUAAAACUGAUCCAUUACUGUGUGAGACGUUGCUUCACGACCAUGCGACGAUUGGCGCUACCGAUUUACAGGGAUGGCAAGAAGUACAUCAGGCGUGUCGUAACGGCUUGGUCCAACAUUUGGACCACCUGCUGUUCUACGGCGCGGACAUGAACAGCCGCAACGCGUCCGGCAACACCCCCCUGCACGUGUGUGCAGUGAACGCGCAAGACUCCUGCGCACGACAAUUACUCUUCCGUGGGUGUGAUAAGGAAGCGCUCAACUUCGCCAACCAAACACCGUACCAGGUGGCCGUCAUAGCAGGGAAUUUGGAAUUAGCCGAAGUAAUAAAAAAUUAUAAAUCCGAGGAAGUUGUGCCGUUCCGGGGUCCGCCACGGUACAACCCGCGGCGGCGGUCCGCGUGGGGGUGGGGGGGCGUGGCGGGCGACCGCUCGUCGCUGGCCUCGUCCACGCGCAUCCCCGCCGAGCUGGACGCCCUGCUGCGGCGCGCCUCGCCCUGCCUCGAGCGGCCCUUCUCCUCCGCCUCGUCGAGCAUCAGCGACGCGAGCCACCCCAGCCACGAGGACGACGCCAGCAUCCUCACAGAUAAAAGUGCGGGCGACACCAGCGACAUUAUAUCAGACUCGAGCGGCGUCGGCACCAGUAACUCGGACACGACCACGUGCUCGCUGCAGCCCGCCACCACCGUCGUGUGUCUGCAGCCCUACGAGCCGACGCAGCAUGGACAUGUCAGACUCAACCAAGGGGAUAUCGUCGAAGUGACUGGCGCUACGGACGAUGGUCUAUUGGAAGGCACAGUCCGAGGAUCUGGGGCCUCGGGUCUCUUCCCUUCACAAUGCGUGCAGGAAGUGCGCCUGAGGCAGAACAAUUCGCAUUUACAUCAGGUACUAGCAUCAGGGCCUGUUCAUCAUUCACGCGUGACAGGAAGAAGAGAAAUGGCUCUAAGCAAAACAUACAGCGCCACCGCGCCGAGAAUAAAGAAAACCUACGGCAACAUGGAGACGCGGACAGUGGUAUUGCACAGGGCACGUCGUGGCUUCGGGUUCGUCCUGCGCGGGGCCAAAGCGUCAUCACCACUAAUGGAGCUGCGACCGUCGGAACGAUGUCCCGCGCUCCAGUACCUCGACGAUGUAGAUGCGGGGGGAGUGGCUGACCGCGCUGGCCUGAGGAAGGGAGACUUCCUUGUGGCAAUUAACGGCGAGGACGUAUCUGCGGCUUCCCACGAACAUGUGGUGGAGUUGAUCCGCAAUUCGGGCGCUCUCGUCUCCAUGACAGUUGUCUCGUUGAGCAGCUUCAAUGGUAACUACGAGAACAACACGUGUACGGUGCCCACGAGCAAGUCUCAGAAUCAGUUGUCCAGCACCGGCCGCCCCUACGCGGCUACUUUACCUAGAAAAGCUGCCGGCGGGCGGAGUCCUGCGCCGGCGCCGCCGCGGCGCGACCCGCGGACCACACUGAGCGUGGGCCGCGCGCGAGCCAAGUCUAUGGUGGCAGGGUUAGAAAAUGGAGGUGAGAAAGAAGAAAGUUGCGAACCCUUAAGUGUUGCCGGCAAGUCUUCCUCGGCGGAGUCCGUUCAGUUACACAACAGUAAUGUGAGCGUGAACGCGAGUGCGCCACGCACGGCGUCGAUCCGUCAGCGCGCGGCGUCGGGCCGCAUCACCGCCGCCGAGCUCGAGGAGCUGUUCCAGCGGCAGGCGGACGCCGCACCAGACAUCGGCGGUAACAACGCCAUGAUGACUCGUUCCGCGUUCCAAGGCGGGUCCAACUCGCCGCCGUACUCGCCCGCGCGCGUCAGCAACCGCGUGUACGCGUCCGUCGCUGAGAUGAAACGCUCCAGAGGGAAGACGUGGAGCAAGCCGUGCACGAGUAGUUUACGUCGCGACUUCCACUCGACGCCGGACCUGGCGGCCGCGCCCCUCCCACACCCGCAGCGCACCCGCUCCAGCGAGGACGUGCACGGUCCGGUGCGCGCGCCGCCCCCGCUGCACCCGCCGCCGCCGCCCCCCGGCGCCCCCGCGUCCACGUUCCGGCCCGCGGAGGGCGCCAAGCUGUACGCCGCGCCCCCGCCCCGCCCCGCCGCCCUCUACCGCACCCCCCGCCCCGACCCGCAGAUACGCAAGGCUUCAUCUCUACGAUCUUGGGCGGGUCCGGCGAGACCGCAAUCUGUUGACGAACCUUCCAACCAAUAUGCGCAACCCUUAAAUACGCACAAAGGAUUUAUCAGACAGAAUUCGACUCCAGCACCACCUAUUCCUGAGCCAGACUAUAGUAUGUCGGAGUCGGACGAGGAAGCCGACUCCAAGAAUAAACCAGAGCCACCUCCACCCGCGGAGACUAGCGCCAACAGUAACGCCAGGACUUCGAUUUAUGCAACAAUUUACGAAUACGCAACAAUAUAUGAGAACGAAAACGAAAUAAGUUGUAUCUGA